AUGCGCUCUGCUCUGCUGCUUCUCGCCGUCAUCUCAUUCGCAACAGCAUGCGAUAUCAUCGUCCACGUAAAAUCCAACACGGCCAAGAAAUUUCAAGCUCAAGUAACUGCCAGCAACGGAAAGAAGAGUGAAAAGAAGUACUUUCAACAGAAACGCAACGAUGAGUGUGGCCUGAAGGAUUGGGAAAUUGCCACAUUCGAUGAGAAUGGGAAGCAUGCUCAUACCGUCAAGGUAAUCUUGGACGGAAUCGGUCGUGUCACGUACAAUGUUGGAGACGACUUGAAGCCAGUGCAGAAGGAUCGCCAGGGAGCUAUUUGCAAAGGAGAAUGCGCACCUCUCUAA
Cooperia oncophora is the source of this 342-nucleotide messenger RNA. The record is from the annotation of a GenBank genome assembly. Lineage: Eukaryota; Metazoa; Nematoda; Chromadorea; Rhabditida; Trichostrongylidae.